Molecule: messenger RNA, 840 nt
Organism: Fraxinus pennsylvanica
Lineage: Eukaryota; Viridiplantae; Streptophyta; Magnoliopsida; Lamiales; Oleaceae
Source: the annotation of a GenBank genome assembly
AUGGGAGAAGUAGAAAGAAAAAAGAUGAAAAUAUUGUGCCUGCAUGGAUUCAGAACCAGUGGAAGCUUUCUCAAAAAGCAAAUCAGCAAAUGGGAUUCUUCUAUUUUUGCUCAUUUUGAUAUGGAUUUUCCAGAUGGGAUUUAUCCAGCCGGAGGGAAAUCUGAUAUCGAGGGCAUAUUUCCGGGCCCAUAUUUUGAGUGGUUCCAGUUCAACGAGGACUUUACGGAGUACACAAACUUGGAAGAAUGCAUAAAUUACUUGUGUGAGUACAUUACCAGCAAAGGUCCAUUUGAUGGUCUGCUCGGCUUCUCUCAAGGAGCAACCCUAGCAGCCCUUCUCCUUGGGUAUCAAGCACAGGGAAAGAUAUUGAUGGACCAACCAAAGAUGAAACUGUAUGUAUCCAUAUCAGGUUCAAAGUUUAGGGAGCCAAGCAUAUGCGAGGUUGCAUACAAAGAGCCCAUAAAGGUUAAAUCAAUUCAUUUCAUUGGAGAAAAAGACUGGUUAAAACUGCCAUCUGAGGAGCUAGCCACUGCCUUUGAGAACCCUCUCAUAAUAAGUCACCCUCAGGGCCAUACUGUGCCAAGACUAGAUGAAGAUGCUGUUCAGAAACUGAAAAAUUGGACUGAGGAAAUAUUUCUUGAUCUCUUUCAAAGCAAAAGCACGCCACUUCAGAGUUCAGAGGAUGCUGAACUUGGAAAAACAAAGAAUGAAGAAGAAUCAAAAACUGCUACUCCAUCUCAAAGUGUUACCAUCAAUGGCCAAAACGUCGUGGCCAUCAAUGGUCAAUCAUGCUUCUCGGCCACUGCAAGCAGCCCCGAGCAAGACCUUGUCCAAUAUUGA